AAACUCCAGUACCCCUGUAAUCUCCCAUUCUUCAUUCCCCAUCUCAUUUCAGAUCCAAGGCGGCUCUUCGAAAAGGUCUGAUUUCUUCGUCAUCAAAGCAUCGGACUUGUUUUCCAUUAAUUCAGAAUGGGCAAGGAAAAGACUCACAUCAACAUUGUUGUCAUCGGCCAUGUCGAUUCCGGCAAAUCGACCACCACCGGGCACUUGAUCUACAAGCUCGGUGGUAUCGACAAGAGAGUGAUCGAGAGGUUCGAGAAAGAAGCCGCCGAGAUGAACAAGAGGUCAUUUAAAUAUGCCUGGGUGCUUGACAAGCUCAAGGCCGAGCGUGAGCGUGGUAUCACCAUUGAUAUUGCCUUGUGGAAGUUUGAGACCACCAAAUACUACUGUACCGUUAUUGAUGCACCAGGACAUCGUGACUUUAUCAAGAACAUGAUCACUGGUACCUCACAGGCUGACUGUGCUGUUUUGAUUAUUGAUUCCACCACCGGUGGUUUCGAAGCUGGCAUUUCGAAGGAUGGACAGACUCGUGAGCACGCUUUGCUUGCUUUUACCCUUGGUGUCAAGCAAAUGAUUUGCUGCUGCAACAAGAUGGAUGCUACUACCCCAAAAUACUCUAAGGCUAGAUACGAUGAAAUCGUGAAGGAAGUCUCUUCGUACUUGAAGAAGGUCGGAUACAACCCAGAGAAGAUUCCAUUUGUUCCAAUUUCUGGUUUUGAGGGUGAUAACAUGAUUGAGAGGUCUACCAACUUGGACUGGUACAAGGGCCAUACUCUUCUCGAGGCUCUCGACAAUAUCAUUGAGCCCAAGAGGCCCUCAGACAAGCCUCUCCGUCUGCCACUCCAGGAUGUUUACAAGAUUGGUGGUAUUGGAACUGUCCCGGUUGGUCGAGUUGAAACUGGUGUCUUGAAGCCCGGUAUGGUUGUCACCUUUGGUCCUACUGGUCUGACCACUGAAGUUAAGUCUGUUGAAAUGCACCACGAAGCUCUUACGGAGGCUCUUCCCGGUGAUAACGUUGGGUUCAAUGUUAAGAACGUUGCUGUGAAGGAUAUCAAGCGUGGUUAUGUUGCAUCGAAUUCCAAGGAUGAUCCAGCUAAGGAGGCUGCCAACUUCACUUCUCAGGUCAUCAUCAUGAACCACCCUGGCCAAAUCGGAAACGGAUAUGCCCCUGUCCUCGACUGCCACACCUCCCAUAUCGCCGUCAAGUUCUCCGAGUUAUUGACCAAGAUCGACAGGCGAUCAGGUAAGGAGCUCGAGAAGGAACCCAAGUUCCUGAAGAACGGAGAUGCCGGUAUGAUAAAGAUGGUUCCCACAAAGCCAAUGGUUGUCGAGACCUUCUCCGCAUACCCACCUCUUGGACGAUUUGCCGUGAGGGACAUGCGGCAGACCGUUGCUGUCGGUGUUAUCAAGAGUGUCGAGAAGAAGGACCCGACUGGUGCCAAGGUCACCAAGUCUGCAGCCAAGAAGGGUGGAAAGUGAACCGUGCUGGCUAAACCUAUUACAGAUUCCGCAGGUUAUGAUUAUAUGAAUAAUAGUUUGAUAGACUUGAUCAUAUAUGGUAUAGUUGGUAUUUUGGUUGGUUUUGCAAGUUAUAGCGUGUUGCCAUUUUUGUCGGGUAUCUGUUCUCAGUAUUGGGUGCUUGAUAGACGGUGGCAUGCUAUAGCAGGCUUGUCCCUAGCGUUGUCUGGUUUUUAGUUUAUAGUUUUGCAUUGUAAGAGGUGCCUUGGUUUCCAAGGUAGCUUCCAACUUUUGUUUAUGAUAUUUGUUUGUGCUGCGGAAUCAUAUGAUAUAUUUUUGUUUUCUUAAACAUCCAUUGUUUUUUU
This is a messenger RNA of Hibiscus syriacus, 1820 nucleotides long. RefSeq names its product elongation factor 1-alpha-like. Lineage: Eukaryota; Viridiplantae; Streptophyta; Magnoliopsida; Malvales; Malvaceae. Gene Ontology annotation, biological process: translational elongation; translation. The coding region runs from base 127 to 1476 and encodes 449 amino acids. Gene Ontology annotation, molecular function: GTP binding; GTPase activity; translation elongation factor activity. The record is from RefSeq and is a predicted model, not a curated record. The transcript has 3 exons.